UGGCACAGAUUCAGUGUCAUACAAACAAACCCUUAUAAAUCUGGUUAUGUGAGAACAUUUUUCCUUUGUACAGUAGUUGUUUGCUUAAAGGAAAGCGAUGAUUGGAUAAUUGGACGCGCAGGGAGAGAGGGAGGAUUUGAAAAACAAACAAGAGAACAGACAGGUUUCCUUUUUUUUAGUACAACUGGUUUCUAUUAACAUUAGUGAAAACACAUUUAAUUUAAGUGUGGUAAAUUUUUAAAUCAAACUAUUUUCCUCUUUUGUUCCAUAGGAUAAUAAUGUGUACUUUAUUGAUCCCAGUGGGGAAAUUACAUUUGACCCAUUCACUCAGUGAAGCAGCGGGCAGCCACACCGGGGAGCAGUGUGUAGGGACGGUACCUUGCUCAGGGGUACCUCAGGGUAGCCAUUCGGUGAAUUCGAACCCCCGACCCUGCCCCAUGGUUGAUAAUUUGUAAUCAUAACUGUCAUAACUGUGUCAAAUUUAUCACAGCACAGAGGCAGCAGCAGUGGAGAGCAAUCAAAGAUAGAAAUAAAGAAAUACUUUAGUCCAUAAUAACCAAGUAAGGAGCUUCCUGUUAAUGAGUGGAGUGUGUGAGGUUAUGAGGGCGUAGUUAGUUGGUAAGGUUUUCCUUGUACUUUUUUGACUUUACUCUCUUACAAUCAUAUUUACUAGUUUAGUACCUCAAGAAGAAAAAUAACAGUUUUCCAGAAAAUUUGUGACUUUUUUUUAUUAAACGUACUACUAGAGUUUCAGGACUUCAGAGUUUCUCUUUCAGUUAAGGGAGGUUUUACGAGGUCCACUGAUGUGCAUGUAGUUUCCAGUGUGUAAUGCAUAUUAUAAUAUUUGGGAACAUUUCCAAAAGUAACAUUGCCUACUGAAAGAAUUUUCUGCAUAUACUGACUUAAAUUUACAUUAAAAACUUGUGGCUCUGCAGUUCAUUAUGUUAAAUAAAAUCUUUCUUUAUUCAUAACAGGGAAUGUUUUAUUUUUCUUGAUGACUUCUUGAUUUACUGAGUUUUCAGACUGUGUGAGUGCAGACUUUUAGUUUGUUACGGAACUCACCUGAAGCUGUGGAGCAGGAAUAGUUUCCUGUUGCAUCUUUAAAGUGAGGGGUAGGUGGGAGAGCACGAGGUAUGUGUCAAACUGGUUUACCCACAUUCAAUCACUUCACUAUCACAACACGCCCAGUUCUGCCUUAUAAAGCAGCCAAAAAGAUAAAACGUGCACAACAGAGCUAUACCACCACUUCUACCAGCUGAGCUCCCCAUCCUUUCCAGCAGUGCAAACUCAACAGCACCAUGAGUCUGAGGAGCAAGCGGAAGAGCCUGCUGAACUCACCUUCAGGGCGAUUCAGCAGUAGUUCCAUGGGAUCCAACUCCAUCCGCCAAAUCAGCACCGCUACCGAUAUCAAACCAGUAACAAUCGACAGGAGCCUGCUUGCCCCACUAAACUUAGAAGUUGAUCCCACCGUCCAAACUAUACGCACCAUGGAGAAAAAUCAGCUGAAGACUCUUAACAACAAGUUUGCAUCCUACAUCGAAAAGGUCAGACAGCUGGAGCAGCAGAACAAAGUGCUGGAAACCAAGUGGAAGCUCCUGAAUCAGCAAAGUGCCCCCUCCUCUGAUGAUGCGGAGUCCAUUAUUAAGACGUUCAUUUCCAACCUGGAAAAACAGCUGGAGCUUUGCAGACACGAUAAAGUGAGGCUUGAAAAUGAGUUCACAGCCAUGGUCGAGACUGUGGAAGACUACAAGACUAAGUAUGAGGAAGAGAUCAACUGCAGGGCCACUUCAGAGAAUGAUUUUGUACUGCUCAAAAAGGAUGUGGAUGAAGAAAUUAUGAGAAAGGUGGAUUUGGAAAGCCAGUUGACAGCUAUUCAGGAUGAAAUCUUGUUCCUCAAAGAAGUGUAUCAGAUGGAGCUGUAUGACAUGCAGCAGCGUGUGAAGGACACCUCUGUGGUGGUGCAGAUGGACAACUCCCGCAACCUGAACAUGGACCACAUUAUAGCUGAUGUUAAGGCUCAGUAUGAAGAAAUUGCUGCUUACAGCCGUGAAGAAGUUGAAAAGUGGUACAAGAGCAAGUUUGAUCAGAUGAAAGUGCAGGUCCAGCAACAUAACAGCGAGCUGCAAAACACUAAGGCCGAAAUAGCUGAGCUUAAGCGAAUGAUUCUUCGUCGGCAGACUGAGAUUGAUGUUAUGAAGGAACAGUAUUCCCACAAUGAGGUAAGCAUAUCUGAUAUGGAAGAGCGAGGGGAAGAGGCUGUAAUAGAUGCAAAAAGCCGCAUUAAGGACCUUGAGGCGGCUCUGAGGCAGGACAAGCAUAACAUGGCCAAGCAGCUCAGAGACUACCAAGACCUCAUGAAUGUCAAGCUGACCCUGGAUAUCGAGAUCUCCACCUACAGGAAACUCCUGGAGGGAGAGGAAGAAAGACUUGGUAAAGACUCUGUUAUCAGCAUCCAAACAGUGCCCAACAAAACAGCUGUUGCCAGUAACGACUGUGUUGAUGGCACUGAAAGAGUGUUCAGUGUCCAAACAGUGCCCAACCGAACUGUGCCCGUUACCAUGCAGAGACAAAGGUCAGGUCCUGUUCUCAUCAAGACAGUGGAGACCAUGGACACGACAUACACCGAAGGCAAAUAAAACGCAGCAGUGCUCUGAACUGACCGAUUGCUACUUAAAACUACCCUUAAAUUAAUCUGUUUUCAAACUGCUGUAACCUCACUGUAUCAAAAGGCCAUGUGUAUCUGUGUCUCUGUUUUUCGUUUCCUUGUGAUUCUGUCACAUUAAAUUACAAAUUGUACUCA
Molecule: messenger RNA, 2800 nt
Organism: Maylandia zebra (zebra mbuna)
Lineage: Eukaryota; Metazoa; Chordata; Actinopteri; Cichliformes; Cichlidae
Product: keratin, type II cytoskeletal 8
Biological process (GO): intermediate filament organization; keratinization
Cellular component (GO): keratin filament
Molecular function (GO): structural constituent of skin epidermis
Source: RefSeq, a predicted model, not a curated record